AUGGCUUCGUCAACGCCCGACUUCAAUAUGGGUGCUCUCCUGGAAUCAUUAUCUGUUGCCUUGGCGGGUAUCAGACGCGCAGACCUUAGGCUAGGUCAACCGGGUCUUAUUGCUGCGAAAAUCGAUGCAACUCACACCAUCAACUCCACUGGGAAAAAUCCAGAACAAAUUGCGUUUGGAAUUGUGCAAGCCAAGACCGACCAGAGGUUGGAAUCGAAUGCUCAGGUGUCUAAUAUACAAUCUACCGUGCUAGUACGUUGUAUAUACGUACAAUGCAUUCGGUGGAUUCAUUGACGCACAUUUAUGUCAGGCAUUAGAUUUUGGAGUUUUGCUUCAAAUUAGAGUGUCUGACGUCUCCUAUCCUUUUGGAGCGAUCGUGGACCGUGAGGUGUGCAGGAUUCACAUCAUUAACGGGGGAAGUCAUCUCAAAACUCGUCACUUGACAGAUCGAUCUCCGA
This is a messenger RNA of Cantharellus anzutake, 458 nucleotides long. RefSeq lists its product as uncharacterized. The coding region runs from base 1 to 294 and encodes 97 amino acids. The transcript is spliced from 2 exons. The record is from RefSeq and is a predicted model, not a curated record. NCBI's taxonomy places the organism in Eukaryota, Fungi, Basidiomycota, Agaricomycetes, Cantharellales, Hydnaceae.